AUGCCGAGUCAUCUCUUGCUGGCGACAGCCCUUGUUUUGCAGGUGCUAAGCGCCACCCAGGGGUCGCUGGUGGCGCGUCGAGAUGACGGGAUUGCAAGCACGCCCGCCGAUGCGCCGGCCUCCGUGGUCAACAGCCAGAUUGCCACUUUUACGUUUGAGGAUACAGCCGACUUUACGACCACCUUUGCCUGCAGCUUGGAUGGCGCUGCCACCGCGCCCUGCACCUCUCCUUUCACAACCGCCGACAACCUGGGCGAGGGCUUCCACACAUUCACCGUCGCCACCAACAAUGGACAACAGGUCAUCCUGAACUGGACCAUCGACCUGACAGCUCCCACGCUCACAGUUGCUGCCCAGCCCAACCUGGUGGUGGCGCCCAGCGCGACCUCUAUUCUUCGCCUCACCAGCACCGAGCCCGUGGUCUGGCUCUGCCAGCUGGACGCCGGCACUCGUGCCUAUUGCAACAAUGACGCCACCGCCGCCGGUGUCAUGCAGGUCGAUGUUCCACCUCUCCCUGCCGGUCGCCACCAGUUUCAGAUCUUUGCGCGGGACCAAGCCAACAAUGCGGCCACGCCCGUGACCCUGCAUUGGUCUAGUGGUGCGCUGCUCACCCCGCGCCGCUGCCCGUACCUGUCCACCAUUUCCUGGCCUCAAUCCUUACCACAUAUUGCCUGCCAAUGUGCCGAUGCGCCUUGCAGACGAUUGCAUUUCGACCAAUGCCUGCAAAGCAUCGACCUGUGGCACUGCUCCCACCAAUUGCGCCUGUGGCCCAGGCUUCUACGUCGACUUGACCGAUACACUCAUUUGCCGACUGUACAUUGCACCAACAACGCCGAUAGCACCUGCGGCAAUAAUUGCCAGUCUUAUUAUACCGGUGGCCAGAACCAGCUCGCCUGUGAGACUCUCACCUUGUUUUGA
This is a messenger RNA of Monosiga brevicollis MX1, 918 nucleotides long. RefSeq lists its product as uncharacterized. Bases 1 to 918 code for a protein of 305 amino acids. NCBI's taxonomy places the organism in Eukaryota, Choanoflagellata, Craspedida, Salpingoecidae. The record is from RefSeq and is a predicted model, not a curated record. The transcript is spliced from 3 exons.